CCCCGCCCCCCCCCCAUGCAGCGCCGCGACGACCCCGCCGCCCGCAUGGGCCGGGGCCCGGGGCCCGGCGGCGGCGGCGGCGGUGCCCGGCAAGGCUCAGCCCCUCCGCGGCGGCCGCCCCGGGGCGGGGGAGGCCGCGGGGCCGGCUCCGGGGCGCAGCCGCCGCCGCCGCUGCUCCCGCCCAGCGCCGCGGGCACGGCCUCGGCCGCUCAGGGCCCUGCCGCCGCCGCCUCCUCCUCCUCCUCCUCCUCCUCCUCCGCCGCCCCCACCCCGCUGCUGCCCGGGGCCGGCGGGAAGCUGGAGCCCGAGAACAAGUACCUGCCCGAGCUGAUGGCCGAGAAGGACAGCCUCGACCCGUCCUUCACGCACGCCAUGCAGCUCCUCACCGCAGAAAUUGAAAAAAUUCAGAAGGGUGAAACAACAAAGAAGGAUGAGGAAGAGAACUACCUGGAUUUAUUUUCUCACAAGAAUAUGAAACUGAAAGAACGAGUUCUGAUACCUGUCAAACAGUACCCCAAGUUCAAUUUUGUUGGAAAGAUUUUGGGACCUCAAGGCAACACCAUCAAGAGACUUCAGGAAGAAACUGGUGCUAAGAUAUCUGUGCUUGGGAAGGGUUCAAUGCGAGAUAAAGCAAAGGAGGAAGAACUACGUAAAGGGGGAGAUCCUAAAUAUGCUCAUCUAAAUAUGGAUUUGCAUGUCUUCAUCGAAGUUUUUGGACCCCCUUGUGAAGCGUAUGCUCUGAUGGCUCACGCCAUGGAAGAAGUCAAGAAGUUCCUUGUCCCAGAUAUGAUGGAUGAUAUCUGUCAGGAGCAAUUCUUGGAGCUCUCCUAUCUGAACGGUGUACCAGAGCCAACUCGUGGCCGAGGAGUCCCUGUGCGGGGAAGGGGAGCAGCUCCGCCACCACCUCCGCCUGUUCCAAGGGGGCGUGGUGUUGGGCCGCCUCCUCCUCCUCCUCGGGGGGCCCUGGUGCGAGGAGCCCCGGUGCGGGGUGCCAUUGCCAGAGGAGCUGCCGUAGCCCGCGGAGUGCCUCCUCCCCCGGCAGUACGGGGGGCUCCUGCACCCAGAGCACGUGCAGCCGGCAUUCAGAGGAUACCGCUUCCUCCUCCUCCCGCACCAGAAACCUAUGAGGAAUACGGCUAUGAUGAUGCAUAUGCAGACCAGAGCUAUGAGGGGUACGAAGGGUACUACAGCCAGGGCCAAGGGGACACAGAAUACUAUGAUUAUGGACACGGGGAGGCACAGGAAACCUAUGAAGCUUAUGGCCAAGAUGACUGGAAUGGAACAAGGCCCUCCCUGAAGGCCCCGCCAGCUAGGCCGGUGAAGGGGGCCUACAGAGAGCACCCAUACGGACGUUACUAAAAACAAACAUGAGGGAAAAAUAUCAGUUAUGAGCAAACAGUUGUUACUGAUUCUUGUAUCUCCCAGGAUUCCCGUUGCUUUACCCACACCAGACAAGUAAUUGUCUAACUGUUUUUCUUCGUGGCCCUUUUUCUCCCACUCCAUCCUCACCCUGCAUUCUGGCUUCUGUACGUAGUAUUUUAAAAUGAGUUAAAUAGACUUAGAGGACCGACUUUAAUUUUUUUUAAGUGUGUAGAUUGCUUCUCUUUCUUUGUUGUUUAGAUAAACACAACUGUACCUUUUUUAAUAAAAAAAAAAAGUUGAGUUAAAAAUGUUAGUUUCAAAAGUGACAUGCUUGCUUAGCAGUUAUGAAAUUAAGGUUUUGUUAACCUUUUAAGUUCGGUUUUAAGGAACCCAUAAAAGUUGUAGUUGCAGAAUCCCAAAGUAGGCUACAUUUCAAAAUUCAGGGCUGUUUUUAAGAAUUAAAAUCAUAAUGUAACGGUAGUAGUUGCCACCGUUUAAAAGUAACCUCAGAUGUCAAACUUUACUUAAAAGCAGAUUGCUGGUGAAUCUUAAGUUUAAAUUUUAAUACAAAGGAUCCUCAAGCAAAUUAAAUAGCAUUUUUUUAAAGGUGAUUGACAUAAAAGAAAAAAUUAGGUUUGUAAAAUUGACUUUUCUUAUGUGGGUUUUGAAAUCUAGCCCCGAACAUGCGGUGUUGAGAGAUGCUUGGGAAGCAGAUUUUCCAGUGUAAAGGGGUUCUUAGCCUGGUUCGAUAUGAAGAACUUUUAAAAGGAAAACAAAUUAAAGCAUGGCUCUAAUUGCCCGGUGUUUGAUAUUAGAAAACAGAGUACUAAGUGAGUAGGUUUGAACUCUGUAAAAUUACAGUCUUCUCAUGUUUAUAGGGUUUGGGGCAGAUAAUACAGUGCAAGUUUAAAACUGACAAAACUGUCAGUAUUAGCAAUCCCAUUGACUUGUUCAAGUGUAUCUCAACACUAGCUUUGCAUAAAAAGGGACACUGCAGCUGAAAAAAGAGGAAAAUUUUCACGUUGUACAUAGGUUAAAGUCCUAAUUGGAUUUGUACACUGUCCUCCCAACUCUGUUCUUGAAGAUUAAAUGCUACAUGUGUAAGUCUGCCUAAAUAGGUAGCUAAAACUUGUCAAAAUGUCUGCCGCAGUUUGUCAAUAAAGUUUAGUCCUUUUUUAAUCAAAGUAAAUGUGAUGAAUUGUCAUUUUUUUUGUUGAGCAGUAAAAUAGCUAUUAUUUUUCAAAUAAUUUUAAAUUAAUGCUAAAGCUAAUUGUCUUUUUAAAAUAUGGAGACAUUCUAAAAAUGGUGGUUUUUUUUGCAAUUCUUACAAAAAGUUUAUCGAGCUCACUGAAUGAGCUUAAUUUAAAAAAGAAAAAAGGAAAAGACAAAAAAAAAAUUUGUUUUUCACCCCCUGGAAGUUCUUGAAAGCAGUUUGAUCCUAGACUGUUGCAGAAAUCUGGCUGGAAAGUGUUCAUGGAGCUCCACUGAAUUAAAGAUUCAGGUUUCAGGUGGCCUCACAGAGCGUGCCAGACUGCAGGCUCCAGGCUGGGUCUGAAAUGGCUGGUGUAAAUGUAACGUGACAAAACGAAUGCUGAGAACUCCGAGGCUUAGCUGCCACCAGGAGGAGGAGGAAGCUUGCUUUGUUCACGUAAACUCCCCUAACCCACUGGGCUAGGAUGCUGCCCUUCCUGCUUUAAGGUAGCCUUUACCUGGAAAGCCACUUCCAAAUGUUACCCCUGUUUGGGAAGGGUGCUGCAGCUGCUCCUCAAAUCCUUCUGACAGGGUGUGUAUGUAUUUGUGUAUACAUCAGCUGUAACUUUAAACUGUUGCUUAGAGAGACGUGAAAACCGGUUUGUAUUUCCCAAUUGCAAGGUGAAUCUGGCAUUCUAGGGGGAGAGAACUAAACUGCUCGGGGGUGAAAAAUAGAGCAGUAGGAAACAAACUGCUUGCAGCAGUGCAUGACUGAGGGGAAUACUUUAAAACAAAAAGUUGUAUUUGUAGAUUGUUAUUAAAGUGCAAAUAACUGAAUUUUCAACAAUGGUUUGGAGUCAGCUUUCAGGGCAUAAUGUCUUGCUUGAUGAAAAGAUCACCCUAUGCCCCCCUUUUAAAGGAAAAUUAUCGCAGGAGAAUCAGGAUGUGUAAAGCUAACAUGCAUCGCAAAACCCAAAAGGAGUCAAGAGUGCAUCGCUGUGAAUCGCUUGGGGGACGAUGAGCAGGGGCAACACGAAGUGGGCACAACUUUUAUAUCAAGUGGAAAAGAUUUGAUAGAGAUCAUCUAUUAUGAUGCAAUUUUUUACCAGUAGACGUGGAUCUUGUGACACUGCCUUUGGAGUAAUACAGUUUGCUUAUGCGUUGCAUUUGUUGCAUAUUUAUGUGGAAAAAAUUGAAUGUUACGGAGGAAUGUAAAUCUUAAUAUAUUGAAAAUAACUGUAUAUGCUAAAAAUAUUUCAAAAACAUGCCCUGCACCAGAUAUCUUCCUCCCUCUCAAAGCAUUACUACAUUCAGAUUUUAGCCUAGAGUCUGCAAAAUCUAAUUCGAGAUCCCAAAAUAGCCAUCAGCAUCGGAUGUGUGUCUCAGAGAUGCUCUAAUUAGCCAGACAUUCCGGGGGUGAUGCAGGACUCACUGAAAUACGUGAGGGGUAGAGAUUCCUCCGAGUGCUGAAGUCUGAGUCACCUCGACAACCUCCCUUUACGCUGACACUUAGCCACUGGAGGGGGCAUUCUGCUGGCCGUGGGCAGACAAGUGCAGGUGAGCUUUAGUCUCCUGCUUUGCCCAAAGAACUAAUUCACAUCUCGUUAUUUGUAGGACUGUGCUAAAUGCCAUAAGCAGUAAAAGCCCCCAUUAUGCACGGUACUGUACAGUGCGAUGUACGACACGGUCACGUCUCCUCCGCGGAAGUGUUUCCCAGCAGUACUGCUCUUCCCAAGGGAAGCUUGGCUCCAGAAACCUCCUCUUGCUGCAGAACACCCCCUGCCUCAGCAGUCCCACCCUCUCUGGCCCUUGCUCUGGGGGGCUGCUGCUUCCUCAGCCUCUAGUCCAGCCUGGGGUGUAACUGCUCAGGCUGGCCCUGCGUGGAGCUGGUACAGCCCCAGACUUCCCACUUCUUCCGUGGGGUCUCGCCACGUGCAGUGGUUCGCAGCCAGCGUCUUGGUCAGCAGCAGGAGUGUGAACCUGAGCUGCCAGGAAAAUGCUCUGCCUGCUAUUGCAGAGGUGUCCCGAGUAGCUUGCCCUGGAGGGAUGCUGUCAUACUGUGCCCAUUCCUUACCCCUGGUUUCAAGUUGCUGUUUAGAUUGUUAGAUAAAGCGAAUGAUUACGAGCUUUAUUUUAUAACUUUCUAUUUUUUUUAACUUAAAACACAGUGUUUUCAGUAAGGCUAAAAACCUGCCUUGAUGUGGCCCUUUGUAAAACUCCAAAUUUGGCAAGUUGGGUCCAGCUUGGAUUUCGGAGCACAGCUGGAUUCCCUAUUUGGCUGUUAGAGCAGAUGAUUCUUUCUGUAUGGAAUGAGUUUUUAAUUUUGUAUGAGAGCAUCUGUCACGGACAGAGCCAAGAAAAACAAUUUAAAUGUGCACAUCUUCCCUUCUUCACCCCACACCGCUGCUCUCCUAAGCAGCACGUGGGCAGAGGGCGAUCCCUGCACCUGUGCCAGACCCUCAGAGCGGCCCUAAAGGAAAAGAGACCAGCUGUGCCCUGUGUGCUGGGAGCUGCCCGGGAGAACAGGAGGUGCUGCUCACACAGCUCCUCUCUCGGCUGCGAGGAACCAAGCACAUAUGGUGCUUCUGGGGAGCAAGGCGAGGCUCAGGGAAAUCCCGCUUUAAUGGAUAAACCCGUAACAUCUUGAAUGAGAUGUUGGACACGAGCCCCACUUGUAAGCUUUGAGGGGGAGGAAUUUCUGCAGGCUAGUCAGGGCCCGUGGGGAGCUGCCAUCUCAAAUGUAGAUAUUAUUCCUCUUUUGUGCUCAGGAAGCUCGGUUCUGUGAGCGCAGUGCAGAAACCUUUGCUGCUGCUGCUCAGUUGAGCCUUCCGCUGCUGCCAUAUGUUUCAACAGCAAUGUUUGUCUCCACGCUCACUCUGCUCCUUCUGCAAAGUGGGAUGGAGCUCAGAGGAGUUGGUGGCAGAGAUGGUAAAGGAGCAUGGUUAAGAUGCCGUUGGCUUUCCUGUGACUGGGAAACGGGACUGCCAGCGUUCGUUGGGAGUGCUGGCGAGCACCAGGACCUCCUUCAGCUGCCCCAAAAGCUGGAGCGCGAGGGCUGCGACGCUGGUUUCCAGUGAAGCUGCUACUUCUGCUGCUGGCUUUACAACGCAACGCCACCAAAGGCGUGUGCGUGGUGCUGCACACAGACCUGUUUUUAAUAUGGCACUGGUGCAUCCUGCCUGCCGGUGUUAGGGCUCCGUCUGAACACUGCGGGGCUUGAUGGCUCUGCACAGCAUAGGUUCCAAACCCAGUAAAGAACGGAAGAUUGGUCCCAUGAAAGUUCAUUAACUUCAGCAGUGGCUUUGCCUCCAGCCUAGGCAGGGGUGGCUCUCCCCAUUGUGUAACGCUCCAUCUGCACUGAAGCAUCAAACGCCCACGAGUCGAGGAAUUCAAUGAAAAAUACAGCAAGUGGUUGGUAAAGAUGGUGAAGACUGAUCAAGGUGAAUCACAGCGUUAAAAUAACUUGUAUAGGAAACUGGCGAGCCCUCGCACGGCUGCUGUUUAGCAAGAAGUGUUGAGCAGAUGUUGGAAAUGAUUACUCACCCCUUACAAUAAAGGCCUAACGUUGGCUAUUUUGGCUUUCAA
This is a messenger RNA of Cygnus atratus (black swan), 6138 nucleotides long. RefSeq names its product KH RNA binding domain containing, signal transduction associated 1 (gene KHDRBS1). The transcript has 11 exons. Gene Ontology annotation, biological process: regulation of alternative mRNA splicing, via spliceosome. Lineage: Eukaryota; Metazoa; Chordata; Aves; Anseriformes; Anatidae. Gene Ontology annotation, molecular function: poly(A) binding; mRNA binding. The record is from RefSeq and is a predicted model, not a curated record. Gene Ontology annotation, cellular component: nucleus. The coding region runs from base 16 to 1359 and encodes 447 amino acids.